Molecule: messenger RNA, 180 nt
Organism: Paramuricea clavata
Lineage: Eukaryota; Metazoa; Cnidaria; Anthozoa; Malacalcyonacea; Plexauridae
Source: the annotation of a GenBank genome assembly
AUGUACGAGUUUGAUGACGAACUACUUGAUGAUUGGCAAGAAAUUCUUCAAGAUAAUGACAUGUUUGAUAUGAUUGUAGAAAAUUUGUCACUUUCACAAUUACAGGACUCAUUAAUAGAUGAGCAUGACAUGUCUUCAGACUCUCAAGAUGAAGAAAUCAUUGUAUCUGUGUUAAAGUAA